CUUGACAACGCAUUCGCCAAUGACGGUGGUGUUUGUUUUGAAGCCAGAAAGACGUCCACUUAAAAAACUAAUCUAAUUUUGUCAAUGUGGGGUCAACUGUACCACAGUGAGUAGAAUUAUCCAAGUGGCUUGGCAUUCACUGUCAAGAACUAGACAGAGAAAAUCAUUGUACACUCGCAUUCGCAUAGAGUUGGCUGUGCUGGCACUAAGGCAGGCUAAUCAAGUCAAGAUUCUGUUCCAGUGAGUGCAGCCUCUGGUCGGUCAGGUCUGUCAUCUCGCGGAUGACCUCCCAAAGCGGAUGACGCUUUGUUGACAUGGGAGACUGGUGGACGACACUAACCAUAGAGCCAUCAAUGGAAAACCAUGAGAUCUCCAGCAUAUCAAGAAUGAUGAUGUCCCCCUCGAGGCAUCAUAACAACCUUCCUACAAUGCAGUCCUCAACCAUGACACUGUCCAAGAGCUCCUACAAUGUGUUAAGUGCUUUCUGCACUGAGGAGAAUGUUCCCCAGUGUACCUCAUACAUCAAUCAGGAGAUGGACUCUCUGGGUUUCUCCUCUGUCUGUAUUGAGGCCAGCUCACCAGAGGGAAGCUGGGGGCUGAACACGGUGCCAGCUCUGAACAUGAUGUAUGAGCUGCUCCAGAUGCACCGCCGCAGCCAGCGCAGCCUGCAGGAGCAGGAGACAGAGCAGCUGAAGAGCUCCAGUGCCCUGGAACACCUGCAGAUGACCAACUCCAGACUCAAGGAUCAGCUGGAGCUCUACAAAAGAGAGAAGUCAGGACUGCUUGAGACUGAGAGGCAGCUGCAACUCAAAAACAAGACUCUGCAGAACUGCCUGAAAACAGAAAAAGAUGAGGUGCAGAAGCUCCAGAGCAUCAUCGCCAGCAGAGCCUCUCAGUACAGCCAUGAUGCCAAGAGGAAGGAGCGGGAGAGCACCAAGCUCAAAGAACGCCUCAACCAGCUACUGGUGGACAAGAGGGAUAAGAAACUAGCAAUUGAUGUAUUGAACUACUUGGGACGGGCUGAUGGGAAGAGAAGCCAAUGGAAGACUGGAAAGGUGGAGGCCAGACAUGAGGGGGAGAUGUACAAAUCCCUGCUGAGUGACUACGAGGGUCGUCAGAGGGCUCUGAUGCUGGAGAACGUUGAGCUAAAGAAGGUGCUGCAGCAGAUGAAGCGGGAGAUGGUGUCCAUUCUUAGUCCUAGGAAAUCCUGCUCCAGAGGAGGCCGUGCGGAAGACAGCCUGGAACCGGCCAGCUCGGACAGAGAGGAGGUUAGUGACUGUAGUAAGGAGACCCUGGAUCAGUCAUGUGAUCAUGCUAGGGACCAGUCCUGUGAGCACGCCCGGGAGCAGCUGACCAAUAGCAUCCGACAGCAGUGGAGGAGACUGAAGAGCCACAUGGAGAGAUUGGACAGCCAGGCCUCCCUGGUACAGCAGAGCCAGCAGUGUGCUGGUAAAGAGCUGGUCCCUAGACAGAUCCAUGAGGAGGAGAUGGAGAGGAUGAGACUGGAGGUCCAGCAGUGUAAAGACUUCAUCCAGACCCAGCAGCAACUCCUACAGCAGCAGCUCAACUCUCCCUGCUAUGAUGAUGAGACUGCUGCUCUGCUGAAUGACUGCUACACUCUGGAGGACAAGGAGCGUCUCAAAGAGGAGUGGAGGCUCUUUGACGAGCAGAGGAGGAACUUUGAGAGGGAGAGACAUAACUUUACUGACGCUGCCAUUCGCCUCGGCCAUGAGAAAAAGGCUUUUGAGGAAGACCGCGCCUUGUGGCUCAAGAAUCAAUUCUUGAACAUGACUUCGUUCGUGGACCGCAAAAGACAUUCAAUGUCAGAAAAUCCUCGUUCCUUGUCAGUCAGUAGUGAACCAGAGAUGAGGAUCCCCUCCACCUCUGCCAUGCUGACCAAAUCCCGGACGUACACUGCGUUCUCAACGCCUAAAGCUGCCUCUGCUGCUUGCAUGCCCUCCACAGCUGAUCUCUACCGUACAUUAUGCCUCAUACCAGACAGGAGCUCCUCUUCUGUAGGCAGUUCAACACAAGGGAGCUGGCAGGAGUCCAACACCAUCCACAGUAGAGAAGAUACUCCGGUCAGGUCAAAGCAUAGACAUGGAGGUGGAGACUGCUGCAGUAUCUUCUCUUUAGGGUCAGAGGAAAACAGCCUCAACUGAAGACACACUAGUACCAUUGUGUUACUGUGGACUCAACAGACAACUCUGAUGACAAUCCAUGGCAGUGUUCAUUAGACACCAAACAGAAGAAAAUGGACUGAAACAGGGAAAGAAUACCUGGAUUUGUCCAAUAAGAUGCACUCAUUUAACUUUCUGUUGCAAAACAUUUUCUGUUGCGUGCCCUAAUGAACAUGACCCAUGUUUCAACGCCACCACUGCCUCAGGAUGCCACGGAGACCUAUUUUUGUGCAACUCAUGUUGCGUGAUCACGGACUAAUACUGAACAGUAGCACAUUGUCGUUCACCAAAACUUGAUUCAUUCAGAGAGCACUUUAUUGGACAUGCCAAUGUUUUUUUUCUUUCUCUUCUAUAUACAUUUUUAUUAAGCAAAGCAUAUCCAAGUCUAAGCUUUCGCCAAGUGGCAGCCAAACCUUAAUUUGGGGUUCUGUAUCACUACAAAUGUUAUCCAAUUUGGGAAAAGCUAUCAAUAGGCUACUGACUAGCCAUGAAUGUUUACACAUUGUUUUCACUCCAGAUAUAUCAUGAAUAGUUUAAUGAAAACUUUAUUCUAAAUGUUUAAAAUGAAGCGCUAACAUAUAUGCUGCUCUGAAAUUGCAAUAAACGUUUAUUUUAAUUUUU
Molecule: messenger RNA, 2801 nt
Organism: Oncorhynchus nerka (sockeye salmon)
Lineage: Eukaryota; Metazoa; Chordata; Actinopteri; Salmoniformes; Salmonidae
Product: afadin- and alpha-actinin-binding protein
Exons: 14
Coding region: 315-2162 (615 amino acids)
Biological process (GO): intraciliary transport involved in cilium assembly
Cellular component (GO): ciliary basal body; centriolar satellite
Source: RefSeq, a predicted model, not a curated record